GGAAAAGACUGAACCUGCCAAGCGUAGUAUUAGUACUUUUAGCAACACCUCCAAUUCUAAAUUAUCUGCUGUGGCACAAAUUAAAGAAGAUGAUGCUCGCUCGGUUCGUUCGUCUACAGGAUCUGUAACUAGUAUUGAUCAAGAUGAAGCUAACCGUGUUCCUACUGGAUCAUUCCCUGAUACUCCUUUCUUCUUGAAGUCAGAUGCAUCUGGUUUUUAUGUCAGUACAGAAACAGCUACCUCUACUAAGGCUGGUAGUCAACUCACUAUUGAAUCUCUCCGCAAGAAGGCAUACGAAAGUCAGUUAUGGACCUAUGAACCUACCACUUGCCGUAUUGUUAACAAGAUGACUAAACUCGUGCUCGGUAUUGAAAAUAACGCAAUCAAGGACGGCUCUGAUAUUUGUCAAGUUACUUCAUCCCCCGCUCAAGACAAGACUCAGGCCUGGACCCUCUCCGCCGAAGGUGAAAUCACGCUCAAGAGCGAUCCCAGCUUUGUUAUUGGAUUCAAGGAAAGUUGGUUUGGUAACCGUGAAGGCGCUCACCUUCAUCUUCAAAAGAAGAACGGUGGACAUCAAAAUCAGAAAUUCACCGUGGUAUUACCUGUCUUCAAAAAGAGUGAGGCAGUCAAAGUUGAACAGAAGGGUGUCUUCCCUGAGGGUUGGUUCUUUGUCAAGAGUCAGGCUCACGGUCUCGUUUUGACCGUGCUUGAAACUGGUGUUAUUGCUGCUGAAGUAGAAGCUACCAAAUUAGAUACAUCCAACUACGCCCGUCAGCUUUGGAAGUUCGAUAAUGGAUUCCUUGUCAACAAGGCUUCUGAAAUGGUCCUUGAUAUCCGUGGAGGUUCCAUUGCAUCGGGUGCAACCAUUUGCCAAUACACUAAGAAAACUGAAGAUGCUGAAAAUCAAAAGUGGGGUUUAACCGUCGAAGGUUCCAUUCAUCCUGAAUCUAACAAGGGCUUGGCCUUGACUGUCAAGGAAGAUGAAACCGUUAGAUCUAGUUUGUAUUUGGCUGAAAGAAAGACUUGUGAUAACAAAGGGCAGUGCUGGAACUUUGUUUUGCCUGUAUUCAAAAAGAAGCAAGUUACUACCACUGUCAAACAAUCUUUCAAGACUGCCGCUUAUCCUUCUGGCUGGUUCUUCAUUCGAUCCCAUGUGAAGGGCUCAACUACCGAAUCUCCUUAUGUAUUGACUGCUACUGAAAAGUCUAUUGAACUCACUUUACUUGAUCGUGAAAACUGGCAAUCUCAACUCUGGUCCUACUCCAAUGGUCAAUUGAUAAAUUAUGCUACUGAUCUCAUGAUUGAUGUCAACUGUAAGUCCUUUUUUUAUUACUCUUUUCUAAUAUUAGCGAAUUAAAAUUUUAUGUGUAGCAUUCUCCGCUGGUUCCGAGCUCAUUCAGAAC
Molecule: messenger RNA, 1403 nt
Organism: Rhizopus microsporus ATCC 52813
Lineage: Eukaryota; Fungi; Mucoromycota; Mucoromycetes; Mucorales; Rhizopodaceae
Exons: 4
Coding region: 347-1357 (336 amino acids)
Source: RefSeq, a predicted model, not a curated record